AUGAUUAGGGGCCAAGUACCGAAGGUCUCUCUCUCUCUCUAAAAAAAUAGUGUCCUUUAAUAAUUAAUUGUAUCGAUACACUUCCUCUCCAUGUCAUAAAACAAAAUGGGUUUACGCUUCAUCAACGGUGUACAGUAUUUUGUUCGCUUUAUUAUUUUUUUUCCUCAGCAGCACACGUUCAAUGACGUAAGACAUAAACAAGAUGGCUACUUCCACGGGCAUUAGCAAAAGUGCAGCGCCCACUAAAGCAGAUUACCUAAAACGAUAUUUAUCUAAUGAUGAAGCGGGUAAGAAGUCAAAAGAAAAGAAGUUUAAGAAGAAAAGGCCGAAGCCCACAGAGAGCGGGAUGAAAAUCGUGGAUGAUGACAUUGAUUGGAGGCAACUCGCUGCUCACAAAGAAGAGGAAAACAAGGAUGAAGACGAGGAGGAGGAGGCACCUGUGAUAGCAGAAGUGAUAGAUGAACGGCCAGAUGUGGUUAAGCAGUUGGAGGCAUUCCGAACCAGCAACAAGUGGAAAGUGAUGGGUGAUACAGAUCCCCAAGGAAGCCAGGACUCAAUUUUAGAUAGAAGUUCAGAAACUGACAGAGGUCGUGUGGUACGGCUCGACUCACCAGAGGGUUCUCCCGUACGGAGGGUGCGGCACGACUCCCCUGACCUCUCGCCCAAAAGGGUUCGCCAUGACUCGCCAGAUCUCUCACCUCAGAGAAGAAAACGUCAUGACUCACCUGAUCUUUCAUCCCAGAGACACAGAACAGAGAACAAAAACAGACGACAUGACUCCUCAUCGCCUUCCCCUCUAAGAAAGAGCAUCAAAAUCUCACCUUCCAGAUCUCAGAGGCAGCACAAUAAAGAGUCCCCGCACAGAAAAAAGACGAAAGCCAACUCCUUAGGUGACCUUUCGCCCCCCAGGAGACGAGCCCAGACCAGCAAAGGCUCUGACUCAGACCAGUCCCCUCCACGCAGAUGUCCUCAUGAGCGACGGGGCUCAAAGUCAGAUCUUUCUCCACCCAGAAAGCAAGACCAGAGAGGUGGAGGCUCGGAUUCAGAUCUCUCUCCUCCCAGGAAGAAGCACCAGGGGAGAAGUGGAUCUGACUCUGACCUGUCUCCACCACGUAGGAUACGCUCUCUCGAUGGACAGGCAGUAAGUUUAAAUGCCCCUCAAAUGUUAUCUGGUGGAGCUGCUGGCCUAGUCUCUGUUGACACCCUGAGGAAAGAGCAGGAAGAAAUUCGCAGAAGGGAAAAACACAACCAGCCUCUCGAAGAGCAAUCCAGAAAUGUGGAGACCGUGUUUCGAGAUAAAUCCGGUAGGAAACGUGACCUGGACUCAGAGAGAGUUGAGCUCAGCAAGAAAGCUGUAGAGAAAGCAGAAAAAGAUGAGAAAUAUGCAGAAUGGGGAAAAGGGCUUGCCCAGGGUGAAAUGCAGCAGCAGAACUUGGCAGAUGCCAUGCGAGAGGCUCAGAAGCCCCUAGCGCGACACAUAGAUGAUGAGGACCUGGAUCGGAUGCUUAGGGAGCAGGAGAGGGAUGGGGACCCUAUGGCAGCCAUGCUUCGCAAGAAGAAAGAAAAAAAUACUAAAUUGAAAGGAAUCAAAGAUAAACCCUGUUACAGGGGUCCACCCCCUCCUCCAAAUCGUUUUAACAUUAUGCCAGGGUAUCGCUGGGAUGGAGUUGACAGGUCCAAUGGUUUUGAACAGAAGCGGUACAGCAGAAUGGCUGAUAAGAAAGCUGUGCAAGAGAUGGCGUACAAAUGGAGUGUGGAGGACAUGUAGAUCCGCAUGGAGAUAUAGAUGUAUAUAUAGAUUUACGCUGUAAAAACUGGCCACUGUUGACAUGACUGGCUCCAUUAUAGUUCCCACCACACCUGCACACCUUUUCAAGUGUCAUUAUGAAUUGGGAUGUUUGAUUAUAUAGAAAGAUAUGUUUAGUUUGCAUUGAUCAGUUAAAUUUUCUCUAAGCAACAUGCAUUUCUUUAUUGAACUUAUUAUUAAAUUAACUUUUGUAACAA
Messenger RNA from Myxocyprinus asiaticus (Chinese sucker), 2004 nucleotides. RefSeq names its product BUD13 homolog. Lineage: Eukaryota; Metazoa; Chordata; Actinopteri; Cypriniformes; Catostomidae. Gene Ontology annotation, biological process: mRNA splicing, via spliceosome. The transcript is spliced from 11 exons. Gene Ontology annotation, molecular function: RNA binding. The coding region runs from base 203 to 1768 and encodes 521 amino acids. The record is from RefSeq and is a predicted model, not a curated record. Gene Ontology annotation, cellular component: RES complex; U2-type spliceosomal complex.